AUGGGCAGUGGAGGAGGGGCACUCAUAAGGGACAACCAAGGAAACUUCAUUUUUGCCUAUAACUUUAAUCUGGGGCAGGGUACUAGCAACAUGGCUGAAGCUUCAGCUUUAUUAGAUGGCCUGAAAUGGUGGGCAAACAAUGGAAUCAAUUUAGUAUGGGGAGAGAAUGAUUCCCUUCUACUCGUUAAAUGCAUUAAAAGAGAGUGGAAAUCACUAUGGAAGAUUGCAAAAGAGAUUCAGCAAAUUCAGAAUCUAGUUGAGGAAAAUGGAUUCAACAUCAGCCACUGUUUUAGAGAAGCCAACAAACCUGCAGAUAAGUUAGCUUCCUUCAGUCACAGUACUAAUGGAAUCCAAGUCUUCAACUCCUUCUCUGUGGUUCCCAGAUCAGUUAGAGAGCUAAUCAACUUGGACAAAUGGAACCUGCCUAGUUUCAGAAUCAGACCUGUCAAACCAUCCCUACGUGUGUAUGAUCCACCUUGA
This is a messenger RNA of Lycium barbarum (goji berry), 480 nucleotides long. RefSeq lists its product as uncharacterized. The transcript has a single exon. Gene Ontology annotation, molecular function: RNA-DNA hybrid ribonuclease activity; nucleic acid binding. Lineage: Eukaryota; Viridiplantae; Streptophyta; Magnoliopsida; Solanales; Solanaceae. Bases 1 to 480 code for a protein of 159 amino acids. The record is from RefSeq and is a predicted model, not a curated record.